This is a messenger RNA of Aspergillus ibericus CBS 121593, 1825 nucleotides long. RefSeq names its product O-acetyltransferase. NCBI's taxonomy places the organism in Eukaryota, Fungi, Ascomycota, Eurotiomycetes, Eurotiales, Aspergillaceae. The transcript is spliced from 3 exons. The record is from RefSeq and is a predicted model, not a curated record. Bases 140 to 1645 code for a protein of 501 amino acids.
AAUACGGCGAUCGGGAACAUCCGUGGUAGUCAGUGCAUUGGGCCCAAAUGAGAGAUGAUUGGUUCUGAUCACAACAUUUCGAUUGUGUCAUGGGGUGGCUUGGACCUGAGUUCAAGACAUCAGAUAAGGUGCCUGCAAGAUGACGUUCCCUGACUCAACAUCCCAGAUCCUCUCACCAGUGGACCACACUGUCCCCAAGGUGUAUUUCACGUUUUAUCUCUCCUUCUUCUUAGACAAUCCACAGGCAGGCGUUGAGUCUAUCCAGAAAGGUCUCACCACUUUGGUCAGCCGUAUCCCAUUUCUGGCAAAAGACGUGGCACCUUGCUCCGAUGAGAAUCAUGACAAUGUCCACUGUAUCCAACCUCCGUCGGCUGCCUCACAGUUCAUACCUAUGCUUCGGAUCAGGUAUCACCUGAACGAGUCCGUUCGUGUGAUGACGGACACUGCAUCAUGUACCGCAGUCGAGGAUCUACAGUUCUCCAAACGAUAUGCCCCAUUGCCGACAGUGAUGAACCCCAAAGAAAGCCAGCCCAUCAUCCGAUUUGUGGCAAAUGUCAUGAUUGACGGGGUUAUUCUUGGGCUCAGUUUCAACCACAUGGCCGCAGAUGGCACGGGCAUCGGAGAAGUUCUCGAGAUCCUGUCUCGAUGCUGUCGGAAUGAUUAUGACCCACUGUCUCUCCAUCGGCUUGAAUUGCAACUACGCUGUCAAUUAUCCUCGCCCAGUAUUGCUGGAAAGCAGCCGCUGAAAAACUUUUCGGAAACUUACAGCAAGGAGGGGACCUUCCAUUGUCUAGCACCGGAUACGUGGCCUACGGCUAUUACCUCGAUGGCAUCCGUCUUGAACACUUUUCGAUUCAAGUUUACCAGCCAAAAGGCCAAGAUGUUGAAAGACGUCUGUACUUCCAUCUUAUCACAGACAGACGACGCGUCGAGCAAAGAGUCCCCGCAUUUUCUAUCCUGUAACGAUGUGCUCACUGCCCUACUCACCAUCUGCCUACGGCAGAGUCAGGGCGCCAAACUGAGGGACGAUGAGGACUUUACCGUCGCAUUUGUCGCGAAUGUCCGUUCACGGAUGGAUCCCCCAUGGCCCGACCACUACAUUGGGGUUCUGCUCACCAUGGUGCUUGUGGCUCAGUCUUCGAUGGUCAAUCUAGUAGACGAGCAGAAAGCGAGCAUCGCCGCGAGAGAUCUCGGCAUUGAUAAAGACGAGCUAGUGCGAAUCACCAACCUCGCUGCGAACAUGCGCCAGAAAUUAUUGGGUGUCGAUGACCAGUACGUCCGCAGCCUGCUCGCCUACAUGCAACAGCAACGCGACUGGAGUCAGAUGAACAUCAAGGGAGGGGAUGUCUCCUAUUCCAGCAUCAGACACUUGAAGGUCUAUGACCUAGACUUUGGGCCAAGCUUGGGGAAGAUCACCGAUUUCCGAUUGUAUUUCGCAUUGCUCGAUGACUUCUGCCUUCUACUGCCUGCGGCACCGGGAGGAGGGGAUUGGGACAUGCAACUUAGCAUCAACCCAAGCCAUCAGCAGGCGUUGAUGGAGAACGGACUGUUCCGGUGGGCGCUGAGUGAAUAUAGCAGCGCUCCUGGUCAUGACAAGGAGUCUGAUCAUGUACGGCUACCGAUGGCAGCUCUUGGAGGAGUAUGAUAUUUCAACGACGGCCUUUCUGCUAUUGGACGGCAAACAUCUGAAGUCGUAGGAGACUGACAGGUGGUGUGCAUGCAGUGAGUCUGCACCCAUGCAGUGUAGUUACAGCGAGCUAGUGCAGGGCAGACCAGUGACGUCAGCCAUGAGUCCACAUGCCGGACCCACUGGCUUCAGCCUUGU